GAAAUAAUAAGCCAUUGUGUAAUAAUCUGCAGCGUUUUAUAAUAUAAAAUAAUAUUAAUCAAUCAUCUGUAAAUAUAAAAAUAGAUUUAUUUCACAGCUAUAUUCAAUAUUAAAUUUGUCAAAAUAUAGUUCAUUACUGUUCUUAUAGAAUAGAGAAUGCUACUUUUAUCGAAAUUGUUAAGAAAUGUUGAAAUAGCAAAAUUAAUAUUGACUGAUAAAUGUAUUAAAUGCAACUAUCGAUUUUUCGGGGUUACAAAAAGAAACUAUUCCACAGAUGAUAAUAGUAGCGAACUGAAAGUAGAAAGACUGAAGGCUAGAUCUGUCUUAUCAGUUGAAGGUUCCGAUUCACUCAAUUUUCUUCAAGAUCUUACGACAAAUGAUAUCAGAUUACUAGAGGAUAGUAGCAAAUGUAUAUUCAGUGCUUUUUUGAAUGCAAAAGGAAAAGUUAUUCAUGACACAAUAAUAUACAAGCCCGAAAACCAAGACAUAUUCUUGGUAGAAUGUGACAUAUCUUCAAUAGAGGCACUUCAGGUGCACAUGACGAUGUAUAGAGGAAGAAGGAGAGUCGAAAUAAGAAGUGUAGAGAAUGAGCUGAAUGUAUGGGCAAUCUAUAACCCCAGCGAAGGUAAUAUCGGAGAGAUCGAUCUCGGAGAGAAUGUUGUAGUCUGCCCGGACCCGAGGGUGUCUUAUCUCGGCUUGCGAGUGCUCGCUCCGGCUGGUUUGGACGUGGCCAAGAAGAUUAACAACAAAGGAACGUCUACCUCGAACGUGUCUUUCUAUAAAUCGCUGAGGUACAAGCUAGGCAUCGGCGAAGGGGCGAGGGAGAUACCUUAUGGACGAUAUUCUCCCACGGAGGUCAAUUGCGACUUCUUGAACGGGAUAUGUUCUAGGAAGAACAUGUACAUUGGACAAGAAGCUGCCAUGAAAGAAGACAAGGCGGUGAAGCAGAAGAGCAGGCUGAUGCCUAUAUUCCUCGAGAUACUCAAAAUGAGAUCGUUCCCCCUCAAUACGCCGAUAGAAGAUGUGAUGAGGAAGCGGAAGACCCCAGUCGGCUACCUGAGAGGGAACCAAGGGAGAGUGGGGAUAGGUUUGAUGAAAGUGAGCGAAGCGCUUCAUCAGGCCAACAUCAGGGUCGGGCAAAUCCUAGGCCACUGUGCAAGGCCGCCUUGGUGGCCCAAUGAAGAGGAUGACAUUUCCAAAAAAAUAAUUUAAUUUGGGCAUCUUUAAAAAUAGUAAAAUUAUGAAGAACAAAAAAACAAACAAAGUAAAUAAUUGUAAUAUUUCAUCAUGAUGAAACAGAAAUGACCCAUACUUCUAAG
Nezara viridula (southern green stink bug) is the source of this 1319-nucleotide messenger RNA. Lineage: Eukaryota; Metazoa; Arthropoda; Insecta; Hemiptera; Pentatomidae. The record is from the annotation of a GenBank genome assembly.